Messenger RNA from Ostertagia ostertagi, 561 nucleotides. NCBI's taxonomy places the organism in Eukaryota, Metazoa, Nematoda, Chromadorea, Rhabditida, Trichostrongylidae. The record is from the annotation of a GenBank genome assembly.
ACUGCCCUUUGCGAAGAGACUUGGUUGAAGCGUGUGCAGAGCCAUAUCCUUUUUACCUCUCGAAGAAACAGCGACGCUAGGCAGAUUUUUCUUCCAUACAGUUCUGGGUCGCUUUGGUCCUAUUUCAGUUCAAAAGCAUUGUUCGCUGAACGUUACUUGCCACACUAUUUUUCCUGGUACAUAAUGACCUCAGAUGAUACAUACGUGCUCGUUGACGACUUGAUGCAGGACCUCGCCGCAUUUGAUUCCGACGAGCCCUACAUGUCUGUCAUAGGGCCGACAAGCAUGGAGCAGCAGAGCUCACGAGAGAUUCAUUCCGUAGUGGUAGCCUCCAGAGGAGCUAUGAAUUCCCUCUGGGAUAAAAUCCAUAAUGGUCAGGAUGGAUGCACUCUGAGCAGUGGACCGAGUUCUUGUUUGACUGAUAUCGUGCAUCUCAACCUUCGAGAAGACGCUCAUGAGCGUUCCAGGUAUCAUGUCAUGCAAAGGCAUUUUUCCAAGUACAAAAAGAAAGAUCUUUCCUACACGCUUGAGGGUUACAACGAUGGAGCUCAGCACUUUUAG